AUGGAGGCAGACAAGUGGCAUGCCAGGAAUGUGAGGCUGCAAAGAGGAGGAGAAGAGAAAGCAGGAGCCUUCAACGAGACGACGAGAUCUCAGCUGGCUUCUCAAGGCUUCGCCGUCAUCUCUGCCGUCUUGCGCCAAGACGAAUGUGCGAAAGCCGUCGACUUGGCAUGGGACUUUGUUGAGGCUGCAAGUAAGGCCAAAAACCGAGUGUUGAAAGGAGAUUAUUCCAAUCAUGUCGACCGAGCAGAUCCCGAUACAUGGCACAACGGCAAUUGGCCGCGUUGCGUGGAGGGGGGGAUCAUCCCGUUUUGUGGAGCUGGCCAGUCAAGGUGCGCAUGGUAUGUACGAUCGCACCAUAAGAUUCGAGAAGUCUUUGCUGGCUUGUGGCAAACAGAAGACCUUGUCGUUUCUUUUGAUGGCCUGCUUCUAUGGAGAGAUUGGAGGACUCUGAAUCGUAUGGAGUAUAGGACCGAAGAAGGCUGGUUUCACAUCGAUCAGAAUCCUAGAAAGAAACAAGACUUUUGUUGCGUGCAAGGAUUGGUGAAUCUCUUGCCAAACUCUGGUUACAUUGAAGGGAACGUCCUCGUUGCAGGCUCGCAUCUUUCCUUCCCUCAUCACUUCUUGCAGCACACUGACGAAGAUUUGAGGACGUUUUACUUGUCUAGGCUCGACCAAGUCCAGGAUGAGGACUGGUUGGAAGUGCACCCAAAGGACAGCCUUUUGCAUAACAAUGUAAUCUGCUGUCACCUGGACGCUGGGGAUCUCCUGCUGUGGGAUAGCCGAGUCGUUCACUGCUCGUACCCAAGUGCUAUCGGAGCCACGCGAGAGGAGCAAGCGGAGCUGUCCUCUGGUGACCGCAUGGUGCUGGAACACGCGAAGGGCCUUACGCGAGCAGCAGUGAUGGUGUGUUACGUGCCAGCUGAGAGAGUGGAUGCCAGGAUCAAGGAGGAGCGAGUUGAAGCCGUUGGUCGAGGAGCGACCUUGUCACACUGGCCCGACAAGCUGCAAGCACUCGGUGCAGAGCAGCAAGCAGAUGCUGAAAAGGAAAGAGAGAUGAUCGAAGACAUGAUGCAGACUUCUUCGGCUUUACUGCCUGCCUCAGAGCUGUCUGAUGAACAAUGGAAGCUCGUUUACGGAAGAGACUGUCAGUGA
This is a messenger RNA of Guillardia theta CCMP2712, 1152 nucleotides long. RefSeq lists its product as hypothetical. The record is from RefSeq and is a predicted model, not a curated record. NCBI's taxonomy places the organism in Eukaryota, Cryptophyceae, Pyrenomonadales, Geminigeraceae. The transcript is spliced from 2 exons. The coding region runs from base 1 to 1152 and encodes 383 amino acids.